Messenger RNA from Rubroshorea leprosula, 621 nucleotides. NCBI's taxonomy places the organism in Eukaryota, Viridiplantae, Streptophyta, Magnoliopsida, Malvales, Dipterocarpaceae. The record is from the annotation of a GenBank genome assembly.
GCUGUCAUAAUCCUCUUCUUCAUUGUUCGAAUCCGAUAGGCUGGAUCCCUUUUCUCCAACACGAUUGCUCUUCUUCCAGUCGAUCGCUCUUAGAUUUCUUCUCAACGGUGUUCUCCCACCUGUUCAGUACCAAAGAGCGCCUAGCGUUCGAUUUGUAAAUGAAGGUGGGACAAGGAAUCCUGGUGGGGUUUGUACAGUAUCUUUUUCCUCUUGAGAAGGAGAUUGCUGUGGAAAAGAAGCAAAUCUUCAAUAUCAACGAUGCAAAUAAUAAAGAUUCUGUGUUCCAGUGUACCUUCCUGACUUUGGAAGACCAUGUCGCCGAAGAUCCAUUGCUAAAAUCUCCUAAUUUGUUCAGAGAAUCAAUAAAUUCGUCGGCGUUUUGCUUGUUGGACUCGGAGAUGCAACUUAAGUCCAAGCACCCAAGAUCCAUGGAUUUGACUAUCUACAUGACCUUGCGAGGAACUUGAAGAUCAAAAAUGGCAAAUUGGCUCAAUGGCGAGAGGAUUUUUCAUGGUGAAAAGAGGGAGCAUAUUGAUUUUGAUUUCGAAAGAGUAGGAAUUCAGAGGGGUUUUUUAAGGAAGAGGGAUGAGCGUUUCUCUAGAUUAAAAAAAGAACGACGUC